Molecule: messenger RNA, 5595 nt
Organism: Solea senegalensis (Senegalese sole)
Lineage: Eukaryota; Metazoa; Chordata; Actinopteri; Pleuronectiformes; Soleidae
Product: voltage-dependent calcium channel subunit alpha-2/delta-2-like
Exons: 38
Coding region: 48-3218 (1056 amino acids)
Cellular component (GO): voltage-gated calcium channel complex
Molecular function (GO): voltage-gated calcium channel activity
Source: RefSeq, a predicted model, not a curated record
CGUGGCCUGGAGCAGCGGCUCUCACGUUCCCACAGCAGUACACGAUAAUGCACUGGGCCAGGCGUAUCGAGCAGGAGAUUGACAGAGUCUUUCAACAAAUCACAGGGGCUCAGCAGUUGAAAGGGAUCUACAACGAAGAGAGACGACGAUUUAGUUUGGUGAAGAAUCAGCCUCGGAAGAUUGUGGAGAAGGUGGCCUCAGACAUCGAGAAGCUUCUGGCUAAGAAGCGCAAAGCCCUGGAUAGGUUAGCCAGUGAGGCAGAGCGGCUCCAGCGCGAGCAUCUAUGGCAGGAUGGAAUCAAGGAGCUAGACAUGGCUUACUAUGACUCCAAGGCUGAACUGGAUUAUUAUUCCAUGGAUGGAGAAGGAGAGGUGGAGAAUCCCUCCCAUAUCAAACUGGAGUUUGUUUACGAUCCAAACUUCAAAAACAACGUCAACUAUUCAUACACGGCUGUUCAGAUCCCCACAGAUAUUUAUAAAGGAGCUCCGGUCAUUCUGAAUGAACUGAAUUGGACGCAGGCGCUGGAGAAAGUCUUCAUGGAGAACAGUCGCGAGGACCCGUCAUUGCUGUGGCAGGCGUUUGGGAGCGCAACGGGAGUCACUCGCUACUAUCCAGCGACACCGUGGAAAGCGCCAGAUAAAAUUGACCUGUAUGACGUGAGGAGGAGGCCCUGGUACAUCCAGGGCGCAUCAUCCCCUAAAGAUAUGGUUAUUCUCGUCGAUGUGAGCGGCAGUGUCAGUGGACUCACCCUAAAACUGAUCAAAGCGUCAGUGGUGGAAAUGCUGGACACUCUGUCUGACGAUGAUUACGUCAACGUGGCCAGGUUUAACGAGAAGGCCGAGGCGGUGGUUCCGUGCUUCAAACAUCUCGUCCAGGCAAACGUGCGCAACAAAAAGAUUUUCAAAGAGGCAGUGCAGCAGAUGCAGGCCAAAGGCACCACCGACUACAAGUCUGGGUUUCAUUUUGCAUUCAACCAGCUGUUAAAUAAGACAAAUGUCCCCAGGGCAAACUGCAAUAAGAUAAUCAUGCUGUUUACUGAUGGAGGAGAGGACAGAGCUCAGGAUGUCUUCAUGCAGUACAACUGGCCAAACAAAACAGUUCGAGUGUUCACCUUUUCUGUGGGUCAGCACAACUAUGAUGUCACACCCUUACAGUGGAUUGCAUGCACCAAUAAAGGUUACUAUUUUGAGAUUCGCUCCAUCUGUGCUAUAAGGAUUAACACCCAGGAGUACCUCGAUGUGUUGGGUCGCCCCAUGGUUUUGGCCGGCAGCGAUGCCAAGCAGGUUCAGUGGACUAAUGUGUAUCAGGAUGCUCUGGGUCUUGGUAUGGUUGUCACUGGGACAUUGCCUGUAUUCAACCUCACCAUGGAUGGAAACUCACAGAAUCAGCUGAUAUUAGGGGUCAUGGGAGUCGAUGUUCAUCUUGACGAGAUAAAAAGACUGACGCCACGCUUCAAUCUUGGAGCAAAUGGAUACAUAUUUGCCAUCGAUCCAAACGGAUACCUUCUUCUACAUCCUAAUCUCAAGCCAAAGCUCGUGAAUCUCCCUGAACCUGUGACACUGGACUUCCUGGACGCAGAGGUGGACGACAGCAAUAAAGAGGAGAUUCGCAGACAGAUGAUUGAUGGGAGACCAGGUGAAAUGCUGGUCAAAACUCUGAUCAAGUCCAUUGAUGAGCAAUACAUCGAUGAUGUGUACAGAGGUUACACAUGGACUCCUAUUAACGGCACAGAUUACAGUCUUGGUUUGGUAUUACCCCCUUACAACGAGUACUACAUCCAGGCAGACCUGAGUGAUGUGAUGCUGCAGCUCCAGUACAUGCAGUCGCUGCUGCCGAGCUCCUUUGAAUCAUCAGGACACGUGUUUCUGGCUCCAAGGGAAUACUGCAAGCGUCUGCACCUUUCUGACAACAACACUCAGUUUUUGCAGAACUUCCUUUCGCUCAUGCUGGAUAUUUCUCCAGAAUCUGAUGAGUGUGACAAAGGCCUAAUCCACAACCUGAUUCUGGAUUCUCGGAUUAUUGGGCAGUUGGCCUCUCGUGUAUGGAAGAACAAGGACUUGAAUUCGUACGGCUUCUUAGCCGUGUUUGCGUCUACAGAUGGAGGAAUAACACGGGUUUUCCCCAACCUAGCUGCAGAAUCAUGGGAGGAAGAUCCUGAACCCUUUAAUUCAAAUUACUAUAGAAGGAGCCUGGACAACAGAGGUUACAUGUUCAGACCUCCACUCAGAUCCGCCUUGGACGACCCUGUCGUUUCAGAAAACGGAACUGUUGGAAUUCUGGUUAGUUCAGCGGUUGAGGUGAAUUUAGGAGGAAAGAUGCUCAAACCUGCAGUGGUCGGAGUGAAGCUGGACCUGGAAGCUUGGGUCGACAAGUUUAAGAUCCUGGCCAGCAACGUGUCAGACAGUCGUCAGGGCUCGCACAAGUGUGGACCAUCCAGAAGUUGUGAGAUGGACUGUGAAGUGAACACUGAUGACCUCCUCUGCUAUCUCAUUGAUGACGGCGGGUUCCUCGUGAUGUCAAAUCAGAGGGAUCACUGGAAAAAGACUGGCCUUUUCUUCGGCGAUGUUGACCCUUACCUUAUGCACGCGCUCUACAACAACUCAAUUUUCAACCGCCGUCAGUCUUUUCACUACCAGUCUGCGUGUGAACCUGUCAGCAGCAGCCACACUGGGGCGGCACAUCGAGGCAUCUUUGUGCCGUCCAUCGCUGACGUCCUCAGCCUGGCCUGGUGGACGUCCACUGUGGCAUGGUCUGCAGUCCAGCAGAUAUUGUAUGGACUGGCCUUCAACAGCUGGCUCUACAAAGAUGACGUCCUCGUUGACGGGUUCGAGGCGAAACAAAGCAGCUGUGUGACCAUCCAAAGUCAGUUCUAUUUCACAAACACCACCAACUCUUACAAUGUGCUGCAGGACUGUGGAAACUGCUCACGGCUGUUCCACGCCAAGCGAAUAGAAAACACCAACCUGCUGUUUGUUGUCGCUGAGACGCUGCCCUGUAGCUCCUGUGAGAUAGAGAGGUUGACUCAGGUCAGGACAGAGUUUCAGGAGGAGAAUCCAUGUGAAGUGCUGAGCAACGCACGCUAUCGCAAAGGCCCGACCUCCUGCUUUGAUUACAGUGCCUUAGAGAACACGUCAGAGUGUGGACGAGGUCACUCCCUGCAGUCGUCCAUAGGAGUCCUUCUCUUCAUUGAGCUUCUCCUGCCUCUCUUUCAUCUCUGACACGUGCCAACGCCCAGCCAUGUUUCAUCUCUUUGGGUUGAGGCUCAGAUCUACUGAAGGUUACAAAAAAAACAUUUUCAACUGCAAAGACCACAGACCACUUUGUGCGAGGAGUGAAAAAACUGGAUCGGCUCUUAGUGUUUAGUGCUUUUUUUUUUGUUGUUGUUUUUGCCUUAUUGCUUAUGCAUUUGUUCAUGUUUGAGGGCUCGAGUGCACAACAAGAGAAAUAGAACGUGUUGAAUGUACACACUACAUAAACUAGACACAGGUACAAUAGUAGUAUUUGAUACAUAAUGAAGUUCUGUUUUCAAAAAUAAUUAAUUUAUCAUGCUCUAUAGCCACACAAUAAGUAUUAACAAUCAAUGUAUUAUCAUUUGAACAUAUUAUUGGCAUACGGUUCAAGUCUUAUCUUAGGUAUUCUGUGCAAAAAAAUAGUUGGAGAAAGAAGAAACAUGCACUUAUAAAAACAUUAAACAUUAAUAAAUAAAAUACAAUAAGCUAAACUGCAACACUGCACAUAAAUACAGUACAUGGAUUAAAUAAAUACAACUCUGAGCACAGUUUUUAUUGAGUGAAAACAGCUAAAUAGCACAACUUUGAUCAAACAUUAGUCGUUGAUUAACAUUCAAUUUAGAGCGGUGUUGAAUAACUCAGAAUCUACUGUGUUUUAUAUGAAUCUUAUCAGUAUGGAUUCAGAGUUUCCAUCAUUCCAGUCAUUCUGUGAAAACAGUUUAAAUGUUUUUAAUGCAUGUCCGUGUAAAUAAAUAGGCUUUUCAUGGUUCAAGCUCCCAGCUGUACUUUUGCUAAAAUGCUGCUUAUUGAAACUUUUGCUUCUUCUUGUUGGCUUUUUAACUAAAUUACGUGAACUUCUGCUGCUGCACUUACAGCAGCUCUGGGACAAGUAGAUCUGGGCCUUAACCUCUCAUUCACUUCAGUGUCUUUUCAAUACACUCCUUUGCCAACAAACACACCUUCAGUUCACCUAUGAAUUGCAUCUCGAGUAUCUUGAAUCUUUAAAAUCCAUUAGACGUCUUCACAGGAAGUCAUUUUUUUGCUUUAGAGCACUUUGACAUGAGAGAAGCCAGACGUGUCAGAACUCCGACAUAACACGCACACAUAUCAGUGGCGAAGCAGACGUGCGGUUUCAUUGUGAUCCGAGUCGAGGGUGGAUUUGUUGAGAUGCUUCCACGGAUGUGAUCUUUAAGUGCUUCCAGAAGUUCUUAAAAGAUGUGAAAACGAAGACCAAAAUCAUCAUCAACACCGGUGUUUUUUAAAGUAAAAUAGUCAAAUAUAAGCGCAUAUUCACUUGACUUUAAACAUUCUAUCAGAAUCAAAUGAAGAGGAGUUUACAUGUAGUGUUUUUCUGUGUAGUGUAACGGCACAAAAUGUGCAGAUGUCUGGGUUUUUGUUUUGCUUCCCCUGAUUUUGUCCAGUUUGGAUCGAUUGCACUUCUGUACGCUUCUGUCUGGGGAAUGUAGUAGCUAACCAAACAGCUUUUAAUGUGAUCAGUAUAUUUAGUGUGUUAUGCUUAUUUCAAUGCUCUGUUAGAGAUAUUUCUUCACGUCUUGUUGAAAUCUUGAUGAUUCUCUGUGGCAGAAUAGUUUUUAGGUUUGAUUGUGUGGUUCCCUCGUCAUGACAAGGAUUUCUGAUUUAACCUUUAACACAGACAGUUUAGUCGUGAUGAGAUGAGAAGAAGGGCAUCAGAAGCCACAGAUGCAUCAUUCAAGACAACUUAAAGUCAAAUAUGAUUUUAAUGUAGGUAGACUACACUUUUAACUUCUUUUCAGUCUGGUUUAUGGGGGCAAUCAGUGUGAUAAAAUCCAAAAAUCUGUUUCCCACAGUGAUUUAUCAGCCUCUGACUGUGGUGUUUGAGUUGGUGAAGUGAUUUUUACUAAAGCUUUUUUGACAAAAUAUUUGUAAAGCUCCUGUUUUCCCCUGUCUGCUCUGGUGUUUCACCCUGCAGUGCCUUUGUUGCACUCAUUUUUGGAUGGCUGGAACAUUAAGGAUCUUAGCUGUGUGAUGUCCGUCCUGCAUGCCACGCGAAAGAGACUUGACUCUCCAGGAGUUGCAUUGGUUCAUCUCUUAAAAUGAACAUCUUGUUCUGUGAAUACUACAAAAAAGAUGCUCUUCACUUACUUACGGUAUGAAACACUAUUUAAAGAGCACAAACAGAUGUGUGUGUGUGUGUGGAGCAGCUGGCCUCCCCUCCCGUCUUCUUGCGGACAGAACAAACCCUGCUGUCCUUCUGCUACGUGUUGUUGUUUAUCUGCACACUGUGGUUCAGCCUCGAUCAAAGCACUGUCCAUUUUCAUCUGCUGUAUAUCCAUGUAUGUGGGGAAGAGUAUUAGUGCCACAUGUAAAAAAAAAGAAAAGAAAA